AUGUCAUUAAUAUAUAAUUUUGCCAUGUUCAUGCCAUAUAUCGGUAUUCUGAUAUUGAUUACAGCUAAUAUCCUUGGUGAAUACAUUCAAAGUCAAGAUAAACCAACAACAACAUUAAAAUCAACUGAACGACCAAAAGAACCUUGUCAAGGAGAUGAUUGUCAAGCGGCUCCAAACUUAGUUGCUAUUUUAGUUGGUUCUCUUUGUGGAAUUUUUGGAAUUGUUUUAAUCGGUAUUUUCAUAACAUACUUUUGUUUAAGACGAAAAUAUAAAAAAACUCAAAUAAAUCACUUGACACGACCAAUUAAUUUCAUUGAACAACCAUCACUUUAUACGGUUGCAAUAAGUACUAAUGAUAGUACAUCGAAACUCUAUGGAAUAUUGCCAUCAAAAAAUGAUUCAAUAUCUUCACAUUAUUAUGAACAAAUUCAUUAUAAUCAACGUUGA
Molecule: messenger RNA, 447 nt
Organism: Rotaria sp. Silwood2
Lineage: Eukaryota; Metazoa; Rotifera; Eurotatoria; Philodinida; Philodinidae
Source: the annotation of a GenBank genome assembly